GGGCCUCCGCGGAUUAAAAGCCUGGAGCCACCGGCGCCUCCUCCCUCCCUCCACCUCCAGAGGAACUGACAUCAUCAUCAGCCGCUCGUCGGGAAUGAAUCAUCAUCACAGCAGAAGGGUGGAGGAGGAGGAGGAGGAGGAGGCGGGCGGGGUUAAGAGAUGCUGUCACUGAGACGAACACACACGAACACAAACGCACCCAGAGUCCGAGUCGCCGGGGAUUAUAACGCCGCUCGCGUUCUUCUCCUCCGCCAACACGAUGGAGGAAAUCCUGCGGAAACUGCACAAAGACGCGUCCGGACACAAGCACAAAGGAAUCCGCGACGCCUGCGUCUCCGCCCGCGAAACCCUGGCAUCUCCGAGCAGGUCGGCCAAAGUUUCAGCUUCUCAGCUCCGAGAGAUCUGUCUCCUUCCUCUUCAAAUGGCUCUGGAGUCUAAAAACAGCAGACUGGGACAGACGGCGCUCGCUGGGAUGCAGAAGCUGCUGUGUGAGGAGCGCUUUGUGGGCGGAGUUGGCGAGGAGGCGGAGCUUCGGGAGAAGCAGCUGGUCAGCAAGAUGUUGGAGGCCGUCAGGGUCACGCCCGCUCUGCAUGAGGACCUGCAGGUGGAGGUGAUGAAGGUCCUGCUGUGCAUCACCUACUCACCGAACUUUGACAUUAAUGGCGACUCCAUCCUGAGGAUCGCUGAGGUGUGUAUCGAGACCUACCUGUCCAGCUGUCACCAGCGCAGCAUCAACACGGCGGUGAGAGCGACGUUGAGUCAGAUUCUGGGCGACCUGGCGCUUCAGCUGCGGCACCGACAAGAGGGAGCAGACGGAGACGAGGCGACGCCGCUGCAGAGGAAAGAUGUCUCUCCCACCAGUCAGGCUCUGUGUGAAGAUGUGGUGACCGUCCUGACCGUUUUCUGUGAGAAGCUGGAGUCUGUCGACAGUGAGAACCAGCUGCUACAGCUGCUCUACCUCGAGUGUCUCCUCUCCAUGCUCAGCAGCUGUCCUCCCACAAUGCACCUGUCCAGAGGUUUUACCGACCUCGUGUGGAAGCAGCUCUGUCCGUCGCUCGUGGCGAUCAUGGGAAAUCCCGUCAACGACAAGACCAUCACUUCCCACCACGGCCACACGGGGGCAGUGGACCGGGACCGGCUCUCAGACAGACCCAGUCUGGGGAUCAAUCAGGACGCUGACUCCUGCGGCGGAGGCGUGUCCGAUCAGGGCCGGGGAUCCGGCUGCUCCUCCAGUGCCCCCGCCAGGAUCGCGCCGGUGGUGCGGACGGUGUGUUACAUCGCGGCAGAGCUGGUGCGUCUGGUCAGCUGCGUGGAGUCCAUGAAGCCGGUGCUGCAGUCGCUCUACCACAGGAUCCUGCUGUACCCGCCGCCGCAGCACCGCACCGAGGCCAUCCGCAUCAUGAAGGAGAUCCUGGGCAGCCCCCAGCGGCUGUACGACCUCGCCGGUCCGUGUGUAGCUGAACCCGAAACCAGGAAACGCUCCUUCUCAAAGAGGAAGUCGCACCUGGACCUGCUGAAGCUAGUGAUGGAUGGCAUGACGGAGGCGUGUGUGAAGGGAGGCAUCGAGGCGUGCUACUCCUCCGUCUCCUGUGCCUGCGCUCUCCUCGGGGCGCUGGACGAGCUGUCGCAGGGUCGAGGCCUCCAGCCGGAGCAGGCUCGGCUUCUCCUCAGGCGACUGGAUGACCUGAGGGAUGGGACGGAGUCGACGCGCGAGUCCGUGGAGAUCAACGAGGCCGACUUCAGGUGGCAGAGACACGUCCUGUCGUCCGAGCAGCCUGCGUGGGACCCCGCCUCCAACAUGGCCGCCAUGGGGGCCGCCGAGCGCAGCCCUGACAUAAGCAUCAGCAUCACCACAGAGACGGGACAGACCACCCUGGACCUGGAGGGGGAGGGGGAGGGGCUCGGCCUGGGCCAGGGACAUACUACUCCAGAGGAGUGCGGGGAGGACGCCGGCCUCCCCUCACUCUCACUCUGCGGCGGCCGGGAGGUGGCCAAGCGUGAAGAGAGGGCGGAGCCAGACCUGAGGAACCGUCAGGGGGAGGGGGGUGGAAGGGCAGGGGAGGUCGAGGGGAGGGGGGGGAGAGGAGGAGGAGGUGGGGGUGGGGGUGGGGGUGUGGUUCCUCCAGAUGUUGUCCAGAGGAGUCACGGCCUCGUUUACCCCGACAUCACCAACUUCCUGUCUGUGGAGUCCAGGACCAGGUCGCACCAUGUGGGAGGGUCCCGGUACAGCGAGAGCAACUUCAGUGUGGAGGAGCAGGACCUGUCGCGGACAGAGUUCGACUCCUGCGACCAGUACUCCAUGGCGGCGGAGAAAGACUCGGGCCGCUCGGACGUCUCCGACAUGGGCUCGGACAACGUCUCGCUGGCCGACGAGGAGCAGCAGACGCCCCGCGACUGCCCGGGCCACCGCUCGCUGCGCUCCGCCGCCCUGUCGCUCAAGCUGCUCCGCCACCAGGAGGCCGACCAGCAGAGCGCCCGGCUCUUCGUCCAGUCGCUGGCCACGCUGCUGCCGCGGCUGCUGGGGCUCGCCACCGCCGCGGAGGUGGACCUGACGCUGCAGAGCUUCUCCUCCAACUUCUGCAGCGGACUCCAGGCUGGUGGGAUCCACUCCCCGGGCUUCGAGACCGGCGACUCCCUGAGCUGUCAGUCUCUGAUGAACGCGGACGGCCUCUACCUGGUGUCGUACUACGCCCUGCUGCUCAACCUCAAGCUCUGCUGCUGCGACUACUACAGGCGCCGGACGCUGGCGCCCGCCCUCGGCCCGAAGGAGUUUGUCCGUCUGAUCCAGAGCAGCGGCGUCCUCGUGGUUCUGUCUCAGGUCUGGAUUGAGGAGCUCUACCACCAGGUGUUGGAGCGCAACCUGCUGGCGGAGGCUGGUUACUGGGGCUCGCCAGAGGAACACACACACACCCUGCCACUCAUCACCAUGCUGACAGAUAUCGACGGUCUGGGCAGCAGUGCAAUCGGCGGUCAACUGAUCAGACGUCCGUGCAGUCAGCUGCCAAUCAGAUGCGACAAGACCAGCAGCGACAGCGCGACGGCAGGAGCCGUGUUCUCACGCUUCAUCCUCACCGGCGUCUGGAGGAACCUGAUGGACGUGCUGUCGACGCCGCUGACGGGCCGCAUGGCGGGCAGCUCCCGGGGCCUGGCCUUCAUCCUGGGAGCAGAGGGGCUGAAGGAGCAGAGCCAGAGGGAGAGAGACGCCAUCUGCCUCAGUCUGGACGGCCUGAGGAAGGCGGCCGCGCUCAGCUGCGCCCUGGGUGUGGCAGCAAACUGUGCAUCAGCUUUAGCCCAGAUGGCGGCGGCUUCCUGUGUGCAGGAGGAGAAGGACGAGAAGGAGGUGGGAGAGACGGGAGACGCCAUCACACAAGUGAAGCAGCGUGUCGAGCAGCGUCUGGAGCAGAUGUCUCGUCCUCAGGGAGUUCGUCUCCACACGGCCCACGUGUUGUGUAUGGACGCCAUCCUGAACGUGGGACUGGAGAUGGGGAGCCACAACCACGACUGCUGGCCGCACGUCUUCAGGGUGACCGAGUACAUCAGUUCACUGGAGCACACCCACUUCAGCGACGGCUCCCCUCUGCCGUCGUCUCUGACCACCAUCACGCAGCAAAGCCAGCAGGCGGCUGCCGGCGUGGACCAGGGGCUGGAGCUGAGCUGCGAGCCCAGUCCCGAGGCCUCGGAGUUGGGCCUGAGCCAGCCGGUCAUCCAGCCUCUGUCCAUCCAGGAGCUGCUGAGGGAGAGCGGCCGGGCGGGAGGCCGCGGUCUGGACCUGAGGGGCGGGAGCCUGAUGACGGGGCACGGCGCCGCCACGGCCGUCUGCACGCUGUCGACGCAGGCGGACAGGUUGUUUGAAGAAGCUGCCACCAAACUCAACAUGGUGGGUUUGGUGUUCUUCCUGCAGCAGCUGAGAAAAGCGUCCCAGUCUCAACUGUUCGACUCCGUCACUGAGACGGGAGACUACUCACUGGCGAUGCCCGGCGAGGCCAAGUCGACGCUGGAGCACCGCAGCCUCCUGCUGUGCCGCCUGGGCGAGGCCAUGCUGCGGAUCGCCAGGAACAAGAACCGACCGCUGCUCCACAUGAUGAGGGCGUGGAGCGUGGUGGCGCCACACCUGGUGGAGGCGGCGUGCCACAAAGAGCGCCAUGUGUCCCAGAGGGCCGUCUCCUUCAUCCACGACGUCCUGCUGGAGGUGCUGACGAGCUGGGCGGAGCUUCCUCACUUCCACGUGAACGAGGCCCUGUUCCGCCCGCUGGAGCACGCCAUGCAGCUGGAGCUAUGCGACGAGGACGUGCAGGACCAGGUGGUCACGUCGAUCGGCGAGCUGGUGGAGAUGUGCUCGCCUCAGAUCCUGUCGGGCUGGAGGCCUCUGUUCAGCGCCCUGAGGACGGUGCACAGCAGCAAGACGGACACCAAGGACUACCUGCUGGGAGAGUACGCCAUGGGAAAGUCCCAGGCUCCGGUCUUCGAUGUCUUUGAAGCUUUCAUCAACACCGACAACAUCCAGGUUUUUGCGAACGCUGCCACCGACUACAUCAUGUGCCUGAUGAAGUUCGUCAAAGGUUUAGGGGAGGUGGACUAUAAGGAGAUCGGAGACUGCGUCCUCGUGUCGGGUCACAGCUCCACUGACCUCUGCCUCCCGGCGCUCGACUACCUCCGCAGAUGUUCGCAGCUGCUGGCCAAGAUCUACAGGAUGCCGUCCAAGCCCGUGUUCCUGGGGGCGAGGCUCGCCAGCCUGCCCAUGAGGUCACAGGAGCGCUCUGUCAGCAGCGAGGACGGGAUGGACUGCGUCCUCCAGGAGUUUGACGAUGACACAGGUCUGAUCCAGGUCUGGAUCCUGUUGCUGGAGCAGCUCACAGCUGCAGUUUCCAACUGUCCUCGACAGCACCAGCCCCCGACCCUGGAGCUGCUCUUCAGUCUGCUGAGAGAGGUCACCUCUGUACCAGGUCCGGGGUUCGCCAUCUUCUCCGUCAUCCAGCUGCUGCUUCCUGUGAUGUCACUGUGGCUGCAGCGUAGCCACGGCGACCACGCGUACUGGGACAUGGCAGCGGCAAACUUCAAACACGCCAUCGGCCUCUCGUGUGAGCUGGUGGUGGAGCACGUCAACAGCUUCAUACACUCGGACAUUGGCUACGAGUCCCAAAUCAACCUGAUGUUGAAGGACUUGUUCAAGCUGCUGGUUUCCUGUGUGUCGGAACCUGCGGAGACCAUCUCCAGAGUGGGCUGCUCUUGCAUCAGGUAUGUGCUGGUGACGGUUGGUCCCGUGUUCACGGAGGAGAUGUGGCGUCUGGCGUGCUGCGCUCUGCAGGACGCUUUCUCUGCAACGCUGGAACCGGUCAAGAACCUCCUGGCCUGUUUCCACAGCGGGUCGGACAGUUUUUCCGGCGACGCCUGCGAGGUGAAGGUGGCGGCUCCGUCCCACUCGCCCUCCGCCGAGGCCGAGUACUGGAGGAUCAAAGCUAUGGCUCAGCAGGUCUUCAUGUUGGACACUCAGUGUUCUCCGAAGACGCCCAGCAGUAAGGACGGCUUCGAGCACGCUCAGUCCUGCGUCCUCAUCAUCGAGAUGCCGUCCGACCAGCUGUCCAACGGACACGCUCAGAAGAGGAAAAUCGGGAUCCCGUUCCGGACCAUCGUGGUCAGCCUGCUGUCCCACCAGGUGCUGCUGCAGAACCUCUCCGACAUCCUGCUGGAGGAGUUCGUCAAGCAGCCCGAAGGUCACGAGCGGGUCACGCCUGUGACCUCUGACCCCGGCAGACCCACCGCGGGCUUCCUGCGCUACAUCUCCAUGACCAACCUCGCCAUAAUCCUGGACCUGCUGCUGGACUCCUACAGGACGGCGCGCGACUUCGACACCCGCCCGGGGCUGAAGUACCUGCUGAUGAAGGUGUCGGGCGUCUGCGGGGCGGCGAACCUCUACCGUCAGUCGGCCAUGAGCUUCAACCUGUACUUCCAGGCUCUGCUGAGCGCCACCCUGAGUCAGGCCGACGGCAUGACGGCUCAGCAGGUGAAGAGGAUCCUGUACGAGGAAGAGGAGCACAGCUCUGACUCCUCCCACCCCGGAUCGGCCUCGUCAGAGGACGAAGACAUCUUUGAAGAAACGGCUCAGGUCAGUCCCCCUCGCGGACGGGACAAGCGUCACCAGUGGCGAGCGCCCAUCCCGUCGCUCAGCGUGCAGCCGCUGGGCGGCGGCGACUGGGCAUGGCUGGUGAAACGGCUCUACAAGUUGUGCAUGGAUCUGUGCAACAGCUACAUCCAGAUGCACCGGGACCUGGAGAGCACGCUGGAGGAGGCGGCGCUGCUCCGAGGAGGAGGAGGAGGAGGAGGAGGAGGAGGGGAUCACAUCUUCCUCCUGCCUCUCUUCCAAUCAGAGACCUCCACCCCGACGUCAGUGGGCGGGCUUUCGGCGAGGGGGACGCCUUCGGAGGAUGGCGGGUACAGGUGUCAGGUGGCGGAUGUGAGCGCAGCAUCGCCAGGAGACACGCCCACACCGAGUCCGGGACUCAGCUGCACAGGAAGUCUGCCGCGCAGGGACUCCGGUGCCACGGCGAGCUCGGGAGGCGGAGCUCCAGGCAGCGUCGGGACGGGAAGGAGAAAGGAAUGGUGGGAAAGUGCCGGGAACAAGCUGUACACCAUCGCCACCGACAAAACCAUCAGCAAACUGAUGCUGGAGUACAAACGCAGGAAGCAGCAGCAGCCGCCGCCGCAGAGCCACGUCAACCUGUUCAUGAAAGAGCAGGGCCGGGCAGGCUCCGCCGCAGGGGGAGGGAUCGUCGGCGAGCCGCAGAGGCCCCCGCAGAGGCCACAGCAGUUGGUGGACCAGCAGGGGCCACCACUGAGGCACUCGGUGAGCGCCGGACCCGAGGUCCUGAGGCAGGAGAAGAGACCGAGGUCCGGAUCCACCAUCAGCUCCCACAGCAUCUCACUGAGAGACUCCGAGGCCCAGAUACAGGCGUGGACCAACAUGGUCUUGACUCUCCUCAACCAGACGCUCCUGCUGACGGACGCCUCCUUCCUGGCGCUGCAGCCGGCGCUCUACCCGUGCCUCAGCCAGUUGUCCUGCCACGUCACCGACGCCCGGGUCCGCCAGGCGCUGCGCGAGUGGCUGGGCCGCGUGGGCCGACUCUAUGACAUCAUACUGUGACGCUGCGGCGAUGCAGACGGUUGGUCGGUCGGUGAAGGACGUAAACAGGAAAUGGAGUCGCAGUCUGACGUUGUUUCACGCCAUCUUGUGGCGGCGUCACUGCGACGUCAUCUGACUGGUGAAAAGACGAUUGGUCGUGAUGAAUCUGAUUGACAGCCUCUGGACGACACGGGCAGACGUCAUGUGACAUGAGGGUCAACGAUCUGAUUGGCUGAUGGUUUGUGAAUGAUAUAAAAUAUGAUUAAUUUAGUUUCCCCCCUCAUGUGGACAUACAUGUGCAGUGUAACAUGGGAACUGUAGUUCACCUGCACACGGGUUGUUUUCAGUUUCCACAUCGUAAAGAAACGUCGCAGCUCCUUCCGCCUUUUGUCCGCCGCUCGUUUUGCCGCGUACAUUCCUGCUCAUGGUCAUUUAGCGACGUGUCCUGGCCUCUGACCUGCUGUGAUGAUGAUGAUGAUGAUGAGGAGAAACCUGUGAGUCCUGUCACACGACCUCUGACCCCCGCGUCCCAGACAUCUACUGUACGCACGCCAAAGAGAAAAAGUCCCGUCUGAACCUGCACUCAGAGUCAGAGUGAGACCUCGUCACGUUCUGAUGGAGACUGUCGAGGAUCUCUGAUCGGAUCUGUUUGUGAAUGUUUCUGUAGAAACUUGAACUUCUGUCUCGUUUUAUUUAAACCAAACUGUUUGUUUGUUCUGCUGUAAAUUCUGUGUUUGUAUAAUUUGCUUCUAAUUUUUAAUAUUUCAUGUGUUUCAUUUCCAUAGUUUCUCUGAUACGAGCAGGUCACUGACAGACUCCUGUUUAAACUACAGACUGUAUAAUAUCUCCGAUAUUCAGGCGCAGCCAUUUUGUGCUCUUUUUUUACUUUAGUCCAUAUGUCCCAACUGCUUACAUGGUGGGGGCGGAGCUUAUGACCUGUACUGCAGCCAGACACCGGGGGGGGGAAUCAUGAUGAUCUUUAUUUAAAGUCUGUGGUUUAUUUGUUUGUGAGUUUCAGCUGCUUCUUGUUCUGUAACCAAAACAGCUUUGACACGUGAAGACAAUUGAUUCAAUUUAUGUGAUUAUUGAUUAUCAGCUUCUGAUCAGUUGAUUAAAAUGCUUCAACGUGCUGACGAAC
Scophthalmus maximus (turbot) is the source of this 8255-nucleotide messenger RNA. It is a transcript of the gene arfgef3, whose product is annotated as ARFGEF family member 3. Bases 260 to 7138 code for a protein of 2292 amino acids. The record is from RefSeq and is a predicted model, not a curated record. Gene Ontology annotation, molecular function: guanyl-nucleotide exchange factor activity. NCBI's taxonomy places the organism in Eukaryota, Metazoa, Chordata, Actinopteri, Pleuronectiformes, Scophthalmidae. The transcript has 42 exons. Gene Ontology annotation, biological process: regulation of ARF protein signal transduction.